CUUCAGUCAAAGAGUUUAAAGGGCGGGUUGCUGUUUGUUCUUGGUUUCUGCGAAUUAUUUUGUUAGCGGGGUCGUCUGACUUUUUAUUAAAGUGUUUCCUACAUGGAGGUGUACACUGGUGCCUAUGAGCACCCAGACUCGACGAAACAGCAGGAGAGACACUAUUACCUGCUGUCUGAACUGCAGUUGCUGGUCAAAGACCUGCCCAGCUCCUUCCAGCAGCGUCUGUCCUACACCACACUGAGCGACCUGGCCCAGGCGCUGAUUGAUGGGACCGUGUACGAGAUCGUCCAAGGCCUGCUGGAGAUCCAGCACCUCACAGAGAGGAAUUUGUACAAUCAGAGGCAGAAGCUGCACAGUGAGCACAGAGCCCUCAAGCAAGAGCUGGUUCGCAGGCAUAAAGAAGCUCUUCAGGCCUGCAAGUCCCACAACUUGGCAGUUCUGCGCACGAACCAGCAGGCAGAGAUUGAGGCCCUGGAUCACCGCAUAAAAGAGGAGCAGAGGAUGAUGGAUGAGAAGAUUGUGGUGGAGAUGGACCAGAAGGUAGUGGACCAGCAGAACACGCUGGAGAAGGCAGGCGUUCCGGGCUUUUACAGGACCACCAAUCCGCAGGAGCUGAACAUGCAGAUGAACCUACUGGAGCUCAUACUGAAGCUGCAGCAGAAAGAGGCCCAAACAGGGAACCUGCCCUGAGGCCCCGGGCUCCGGGAGGGCCUGGGCGCCCCACUCACUUGCGACUCAUGCUCUUGUGGCUGUUGGUGCACAGGAAUGAUCUCGUGUGGCAGAAGGCUGGUGAACAGCUGCCGAACCUCAGGUGUGCUGGAACUACCCAGACUUGUGUGUUGCCUGGAGCUGCGUUAUGCCACAGAAGUCAAGAUGAUUACUGUGACUAGUGUUUCUAUAAGAACACUAAUUGAAUGCGUAGAGUCUAUGGACCUUGAUGGACUUUCCCCUUGUCAUCAUUGAAAAUACAAAAUCUUCUUUAGUUUUCUGUAGUUUACAGUUACAGCAAAUAAUGGCUGUGUUGCACCUGCAGCAGGUAUUGUGUUCAGUCUGGUUUGUGUUAAUCCUUGACAAAAGACAUUUUAUUUAAAAUGUCAGUGUUUUCCUCCUCCAUGAUGACAAGUAUAGUGUCCAAAUGCAAGUGAAUAAAUCAUAUCAGCAGUUCCUGGCAUUUGAUUUCUUAGUGGUUUAGUGGAGAAAACCUCUCCUCUAAAAGUCUUUUUAUUGUAGUAAAUGUCUGAAAUUUUUACUGUAUCUUUCCUGCUGCAUGUUAAAGAAUUAUUUUGUAGAGUUAGGUUCAGGUUGGGCUGUAACUUCUACAAAAGGCCAUAUUGCACACGCGAAUGAAAAGCAUACAUGCUGAGUUCCAUAUGAUGAGUGAUCAAUAUGAUGCUGAACGUGUCCCAGGAUUUCCACUAUCGGACUGGAGGACCCUACUGUCUGUAGUGUGUGUGAAUCUGGCUGUAGAGUCUCCGUCUUGGGAUGGUGCCACAAUGACUCUGUACUGUGUUUUUACUUCAACUAUGAGUCUUUUGCCAAGUACUGUGACCAGAAGUGAAGAAGUGGGACAGCCUGGGGGAGUGGGGGUUCAGACAAAUACACUGGGAUCGCGAAGAUGUUUGUGUGAGUGAGAGAUCGUUCAUUGGGCCAGCGACAGAAGGCGGGAAGUAUUAGUUUUCAAAUUGUGUAACUCGUAUCUUUUUCUUAUUUUGGAAAAAGUCUCCUAGUCAGUGCUAACCAAUUCACUGCUCAAUAAAUUCUCUAUUUCAUCAAGGUUCUUAUUUUCCACUGUUCACUUAUUCAGCUUGUUAUGAAAGUUGUAAUAAUGUAGUUGUAGUAAUUUAUUCAAAAUGUUAUGCUGACGGUAACAUUUCUAUUUUGAUGUUUUAUUUGACAUCUUUGAAAGAACCUUACAGUGAGUCACCCAUUUAUACAGCAGGGUAAUUUUACCUGUGUCAAGGGUAAGUAUCUUGAUCGAGACUACUGCAGCGGGAGGGAUUCAAACGUGCACCCUUUCAGUGGAAGGUGAAGGAUCUUACCAGUGCACCCCUCUAGCUGCCCAAAUUAAUAGUCAACAAUUCCCAUUAUUUAUUACUGGGAAGAAUGUUUGUCUCAUGGUGGAUCCCCCCCGAAUCCACAUUAGCUUUUAUUAGACAUGUCCUUUAAAAAAAAAAUAAAAAAAGCAUGAUAGACAGCAUGGUAAAAUUUGUUUUUGUAGAGGGGUCUAUGUACAAUGGGAGGCUCGUGCAGUUUGUUCAAUGUUGUUACGCUGUAAACGUGUAGCACGUCCUUCCUAUUAGUCAGCAAAGGGACUCAGUGUAGCCUGUGCCACUUGUGAAUAUUAAUGACUCCAGGUUAUUAAUAUACUGUUUGCUUACGAAGGGAGGGAAACCUUUCUGGUACACGUUGGUUCUGACAUGUAACCAAUUCUGA
Scleropages formosus (Asian bonytongue) is the source of this 2436-nucleotide messenger RNA. RefSeq names its product DiGeorge syndrome critical region gene 6 (gene dgcr6). Bases 103 to 693 code for a protein of 196 amino acids. The record is from RefSeq and is a predicted model, not a curated record. The transcript has 6 exons. NCBI's taxonomy places the organism in Eukaryota, Metazoa, Chordata, Actinopteri, Osteoglossiformes, Osteoglossidae.